Molecule: messenger RNA, 2394 nt
Organism: Drosophila hydei
Lineage: Eukaryota; Metazoa; Arthropoda; Insecta; Diptera; Drosophilidae
Product: probable peroxisomal acyl-coenzyme A oxidase 1
Exons: 2
Coding region: 338-2389 (683 amino acids)
Biological process (GO): lipid homeostasis; fatty acid beta-oxidation using acyl-CoA oxidase
Cellular component (GO): peroxisome
Molecular function (GO): fatty acid binding; acyl-CoA oxidase activity; FAD binding
Source: RefSeq, a predicted model, not a curated record
UAUCGCACAGUGAUUAUUUUUGUGCAGUGAAAAGAUCAUCCAACAGUUGUUUUGCUGAACUGUAUGACCAUAAUUCAGGUGAAUUAAUUUGGCAUUUUACUCUUUCCUGCAACUCUUUCCCAACAGUCUUAAAAGUGUAUUUAAUCUUAUGUCAAUGUCAACAUAUGACAAGGAUAUAAUGUGACUUUAAUGUACUACGCGUACGUUAUCGAUGCACGAAUAUGGGCCAUGAAUAGAUCAACCAGAAGCUGAUAAGCUCUGCAACCCGUUCUCGUCCAACUAGUUGGGCGUGAGACCCCGCAUAACCUGGAGCUUGUGCGCUGCGACAACAACUGCAAUGGAGGUCAAUAGAGGCGAGUGCAUUGAUCUGAAGCGAGAGCGCGAGACGUCAACAAUUGUCAGCGAAGACCUUGCCGUGUGGUGGGCUGGUGGGCGUGUCCAGCUUGAGGAGCGACGUGCGCUAGAACGUUACUUCUUCAAUAAUCCCGAAUUCGAUGAUGCCGUGCCGCCCAGUUGCCUGUCGUACAAAGAGCGCUACGAGCAUGUCCUGGCUAAGGGCACCAAAUUUAUAGCCAAGUUGCGGGAAUGGCAGGCAAAGGAUAAGCAGGCUCAGCAGCAGGACAAAGACAGCGUGGACCUUCAGCUGAUAUACGAGUUUCGCACACUGCUGUCUGGCCCAUUAGCGACGGCGCUGUUCCAGCAGAGUUUUCCGCUGCGCCUGCACUUCGCGAUGUUUAUGCCCACACUGCUGAACCAGUGCAACGAGGAGCAGCAACGUCGCUGGCUAACACGCGCCUGGCACAUGGAUGGCAUUGUGGGCACCUAUGCCCAGACGGAGCUGGGCCAUGGCAGCUAUAUACGCGGCUUGGAGACGCGUGCCGACUAUGAUGUGGAAGAAGAGGAGUUUGUUCUCAAUACGCCCACAAUAAGCGCCUACAAAUGGUGGCCCGGCGGAUUGGGCCACACGGCCAACAUGGUCGUCGUGCUGGCCCAGCUCUAUAUCCGGGGCAAGCAUCACGGCCUGCAGACGUUUCUAGUGCGCAUACGGGAUGAACAGACACACGAGCCGCUUCCGGGCAUCGAUGUGGGUGACAUCGGCCCCAAAAUGGGCGCCAAUGGUGUGAACAACGGCUUUCUGGGCUUCCGCAAUGUACGCAUACCUCGCGACCAGAUGCUCAUGAAGAACGCACAGGUGCUAGCCGAUGGCCAAUUCAAGCAGGCUGCACAUCCGCUUCUCAUCUAUGGCACCAUGGUCUUUGUGCGUGUCAUCAUUGUGCGGGACGUAAUGUUUCAGCUGCUCCAAGCAGCGACCAUAGCCACACGCUACUCCGCCGUGCGUCACCAGAGUCCCAUUGACCCGAAUGCAAAGGAGCCGCAAAUCUUGGAUCAUUUGACGCAGCAGGUUAAGAUCCUGCCGCAAAUAGCUCGCGGGAUCUGCUUCCGCUUGGCAGCGGACGUCCUCUGGGCUUUUUACCAGCGCGUCAUGAAGCAACUGGAGACAAAGGAUGGCUCAGGCCCGUUGGCGGAGCUGCACGCACUUAGCUGCUGCCUCAAAGCCGUCUGCACUCAGGAUGCUGUCGAGGGCAUCGAUGUACUGCGCAAAUCCUGCGGCGGGCAUGGUUUUAUGGCAUCUGCCAACUUUGACAGCAUCCAUGGCUUAGCUGCCGCCGCCUUCACCUACGAGGGCGAGCACACAGUGCUGCUGCUGCAGACGGCACGCUUUCUGAUUCGCCAAUUUACCGAUUCCCUUAAGCGCAAGGUGCUGCCCGCCAGCGUCACCUAUUUGCGCAAUGCAGCGCCUUUGAGCUGGGGCGACAAUCUGCUCGAGAAUGCAGCCCGUGCGCUGGAGAUCAGCGCCACUGGUCAGCUACGCGAUGCCUGGCAAUGGCAGCAGGAGCAGCGUCAAUCGCAUAGCCGCACGGAGCACCAAGUCAACAAUUUGGCCGGACGACGACUCGCAGCGGCGGCUGCGCUACACGGUCACGCCUACUUGGCACGCAACGCCCUGCAGCAGCUGGAACAGCUGAAGAGGAGCACAAAUCAAGGAUUGUUUGAGCUCCUGCAGCAGCAGGUGGAACUGUUUAUAUUGGACACAUUCCAGCGACAGCUGGGCGCCAUACUCAAAUGGAACAGCGUCAACGGACAGCAGCUAAAGCAGUUGGAGCAGCGCUAUGAGCAGUUGCUGGGCAUACUCCGUCCCAAUGCAGUGGCUAUAGUCGAUGGCUUUGACUUCCAUGAUCGUGUGCUUGGCUCAACGUUGGGCUGUUGGGAUGGCCGCGUGUACGAGCGUCUGUUUGAGGAAGCGCGUCGCAAUCCGCUUAAUCAGGAGACUGUCAAUCACAGCUAUCAUACGCAUCUGAAGACCCUUUUGCAGCCGAGCAAGCUAUGAGGCAU